Messenger RNA from Rotaria socialis, 1167 nucleotides. NCBI's taxonomy places the organism in Eukaryota, Metazoa, Rotifera, Eurotatoria, Philodinida, Philodinidae. The record is from the annotation of a GenBank genome assembly.
AUGUCUUUUUUCAAUCGGCUAUUUAAAUUUCGAAUAUUCAAAUUUCGUUCGACUCUUUCCGAAGAACUCGAAGAUCUUCACACAGAGUCACUCAAUUUACAGCAAAGUUUAAUUCACACCCGUCUACUACAACGAAAAUGGACUAAAUUAUUUGCCAUCUAUGCUUUAGUGGCGUAUCUAAUUUUGAACAUUGUUUAUUUCACUUUUUUUCUUUCAAAUGAUAAUAUCAUUCGCAUUUAUGCCGCUGGAAUUUCUCUAACAGUUGGAGCUCUGCUCUAUGGACUGUAUCGACUUAUCUGCUGGUAUUUUCGUACUAUCAUUCAAAUGAAAGAAGAUCGAUUAGCAUUGUUCAAAGAUCGGAAACAAGAAUUAAUUGAAGAAGUGAAAAAUAAAGAAACAUACGCAGUAGCAAAAACUAUAUUAGAAAAAUAUGGCGAAACAAUAACAGCUGACUUUCAAUUACCACCACAACCGACAGAAUCUAUAAAUAGAGAUCUACGCCAACGUGUAACAGUAAGACCAACAGUACCCGGUUCAGACAAACCUGUUGUCUCUGUGGCACCACCUAAUAUUGGUAGAUUAGAAAACUUUACUCCGCAAGUUUCUGAACAACAAGGACCAAAUAAUGUACCUGUAAAGAAUAUACCUGGUAGAUUACCACGAGCAAUUUUACCACCCAAACGAACAUUUUGGGGAUCAAUCCUUGAUUUUAUAGUUGGCGAUGGUCCAUCAAAACGUUUAAUUUGUGACGAGCGUUUGCAUGAACGAUGGAAAUUUCGAUUUCGUUAUGCAUUAAUCUGCAAAAAUUGUAAUAGUCACAAUGGCAUGGCAUUGGAAGAAGAAUUUGAAUAUUUAACUUUUCGCUGUGCCUAUUGUAAUUAUUUAAAUAGUGCUCAUAAGCAAAAACCAGUCUUUCUCGAUAAUACUAUUGCUCAACCGGCAACGACCAGUCAACCAGAGAAUGAAUCUACUGUUGAACGUAUGGUAUCAUCUUCUUCAGAGUCAUCUAUAACCAACGAAGACAAUGAUACAGGUUUGAAUCCAACGCAUCGAUCUGUUCGUAUUCCAGACCCCGACGACGAUAUCGAUGCAUCUCGAUCUCGUUCACCGUCAGCUGAAAAUCGACAAGAACAGCAGCCAACACCAUCGCCAUCAGAAGAAAAUUGA